AGGGCUGUGUUAUCAAGAUCAAGUUCAAGCUCGAUCAGCUGGCGGCGGGGUAGCAGGCUUCAGGACAGCCGGAUAGACUUUAAAAUCAAUGGCCAUGGAAUUAAUUGUGUGGGACGGCGAGGCGAAGUUCGGCCUGCCCUCCAUGGACCUCAGAAGCCUGCAGAUGAUGGCCUACGUCAAAUUCUCCGGAGCACCUGUCACCAUCGUCAAGUCAAGCAACCCAUUCAGAUCCCCCACGGGCCGCCUGCCAGUGUUUAAGUGUUCCGACGGAACCCUUUCGGACUUCCACCAAGUUGCAACAUUCCUCCGCAAACAGAAUUUCAGCUGUGAUUAUGAACUCUCGCCCAAGCAGUGUUCAGAGGUGGUAGCCUACGAACAACUGCUUUUGGAGAAGUUGUAUCCAGCAUUAGUAUAUCUCUGGUGGGUUGAACCAAAGAGUUACUACGACGUCAUUCACAAAUGGUACUUCAGCAGCAUGCCAUUCCCCCACAAGCUUUGGUACCCUCGGAAGUACCAUCAAAGCUCCUGUGACCUCAUCAGCAGCAUGUUCGAUGACCCGGAUGACAAUCAACUUAUAGAAACUGAGCUGCACAAACAAGCUCAGGAGUGUUUAACGAUGUUGUCGAAUCGUCUCGGCGACAGAGAAUAUUUCUUCGGCCGCUCACCCUCCACGCUUGAUGCAGUUAUAUUUUCCUACCUAGCUUUGCUUUUGAAAGUGGACCUGAAAGUUCCAGUUUUACAAAACCACAUCAAAGCUUGUCCCAACCUAUCACGUUACGUCUCCAAGACCAUCCAACGUUUCUUCCCAUCAGACUUACGUGCUGAGGAACAAGCAAAAAGAAAGGCCCAAAGGAGCACUGACAGCAGAGACUCUCCACCCAAGGAUGAUGUCCCAAACAAGGGGAGAAAUUUGCUCUUGUCGGGCCUUGUAGCAUUCUCAGCAAUGUUUGGAUAUGCUAUAGCAGCAGGCUUAGUGCAGGUUGACAUGGGUGAGCCCCCCACCGAAGAUGACUAUGAUUAUGAGUAUGAUGACUACAAUGAAGAUGGAGGUGGUGGGGAUUAGGGCUAAUGUGAAAAUACAAAUUGCCAAAAUAUGAUAUUUUAUGAUGUCCCAGCACACUCAGAAUGAACACAAGAUCACAGUGGUUAAAAAUGAUGGGUUUUUUCUCAACACUGAUUCAUGUUUUUAAUUAUUUUCAAUUUUAAGAUGUAUUUUUAUUAUUAUUAUUAUUGUUAUUAUUUUUUUUUUUCUUUUUCUAAUUAGGGACUGGAUGUAGUUUGUUAUUCCUACAUUUGUCGUUUUGCGAUGUUAGAAAAGCAUUUGACGUGGCGCUUGGCAUGCCACUGUGAUAGUGACACCAUGUUUGACACAUUAUUUUUGUAAGGUGAAUGUUGUUUGCUCAAUGUGUGAAGGAUAUUAUGUUAAAGUAUUUGUUUUAUCAUAAUUAUUGGCUAAGUUCUAGAUUACUCAUGAGUUUGUAAUAGUAACCCGUACAUACAAAGGUUCAGCUUGGAUCAUACUUUAUCUUUAAGGGAAUACAUCCUUGCUCCUGUUUGUGUUUCUUUAUUACAAAUGCCAUACAGCACAACUACUACAGUACUAGGAGUGGCAAGUAACAUUGUUUUCAUUAGUUAAAAUGAAAGCAGAAAGAUUCAAAUUCCAUUGCUCGUUAUGUUUCCCCCUCAAAGUUUCUCAGUGUAUGGAAUCACCUGAAUGAAGGCAAUGUGGAAUGCUGUGGUAUUACUCAUCUAGUAUUGGAAAUCCAAGAUGGCCAGUAAUGUGCAUAACAUUACUGUGUAGUGUUGAUUUGAACAACUGUGACUGACAACCAUGGUGUAGGCUACUUAUAGGAACAAGUAACUAAAAUGUCCUUCUUCAUUAAGAAAGCGGUGUCACAAGCCUCUAGAUAUACAGUGUAAAUACAUGUCUUUAUCUGAAUCAUUCCAGUUUACAAAGAGCAGUACUCUGUUCAAAUAGUCCCUGUAGAGCCCAGGGGUUCUAUAAGCAAGCUUUUGGUAGGAUGUUGCAAUCUGCUAUCAUGAAGUGGUAAACCAAUGAAUUCCUGCUUCUGACAGCCUCAUUCUUGAGUACUGAGCCAGACUUUAGGGCUUAUGUUGCCAAUCCUGAAGACCUUUCCUACUGGAAUGUUUAAUAUUCACAAUCAGAGCUCCUUCAGGCCAUUAGUGGAGGGAUCACACACAGCUAACAGUAUUUUUUUGUGCUCCAUUGGUGAAUUUUGAAGUGUGACCUCAUUAGCAGCUUGGGGCACAAAUGUUGAUGAUGAAGCAGUGCCAUUCAUGAACCCUCUGUUAUAACUUCCAAACGUGAGGCGUUCAAUGGGCAGGAGUCCAGGCAGCUACUUCAAUAGAACGGAGCGUGUUUGAAUGUCGCUAAACUCUUUCCAACAUGCCCCUCAAUCUUUUGUUGUUAUGCCAAAUAUGUACAUAGAAAGGAAUAAACAAAAAAGCUGA
This is a messenger RNA of Eriocheir sinensis (Chinese mitten crab), 2472 nucleotides long. RefSeq names its product metaxin-1-like. NCBI's taxonomy places the organism in Eukaryota, Metazoa, Arthropoda, Malacostraca, Decapoda, Varunidae. The record is from RefSeq and is a predicted model, not a curated record. The transcript is spliced from 9 exons. Gene Ontology annotation, cellular component: SAM complex. Bases 89 to 1063 code for a protein of 324 amino acids. Gene Ontology annotation, biological process: mitochondrion organization.